UUUCAAUUCUAUGUUUCUUAUCCAUUCAAAAGCUCCGACACUGAAAGGGUAUUUGUGGUUAUUCACAAACUCACUGUUGCGAAUUAUUUUGAUUUUUAAGUAAAAUAUCAUCCUGCAUAGCGUAGGAUACGCAGAGUGACGUAAUUUCUGAUUAACAUUUAAAUUACGAAUCAUUUUCAUUCCUUGGUAGUGAUCUGACAAAAUGUCUCACACUAUAUUGCUUGUGCAGCCAGGCGCCAGGCCUGAAACAAGGACUUACUCAGACUAUGAAAGUGUCAACGAGUGUAUGGAAGGGGUAUGCAAAAUUUAUGAAGAACAUCUAAAAAGACGAAACCCAAACACUCCUACUAUCACGUAUGACAUAAGUCAGUUGUUUGAUUUUGUUGAUCAGCUGACAGAUCUGUCCUGUUUGGUUUACCAGAAGUCAACGAAUACCUAUGCACCCUAUAACAAGGAUUGGAUCAAAGAGAAAAUAUAUGUCUUGUUACGCCGUGCUGCUGGUCACAGUGAAUAACUUCCGCCACCCAGUCCACAUUAAAAAAAAAAUCCCAUCUUCACAUGUAAGAUAAGUUAACGUUAAGUACAUUACUAUAAUAUUGUCUAUAUUAUUAAUAAAUGUAAAAUAUAAGAAAA
Messenger RNA from Athalia rosae (coleseed sawfly), 633 nucleotides. It is a transcript of the gene e(r), whose product is annotated as enhancer of rudimentary homolog. Lineage: Eukaryota; Metazoa; Arthropoda; Insecta; Hymenoptera; Athaliidae. The transcript has 3 exons. The record is from RefSeq and is a predicted model, not a curated record. Bases 203 to 514 code for a protein of 103 amino acids.